Molecule: messenger RNA, 1065 nt
Organism: Drosophila subpulchrella
Lineage: Eukaryota; Metazoa; Arthropoda; Insecta; Diptera; Drosophilidae
Product: tax1-binding protein 3 homolog
Exons: 3
Coding region: 110-481 (123 amino acids)
Biological process (GO): neurotransmitter receptor transport, endosome to postsynaptic membrane; neurotransmitter receptor transport postsynaptic membrane to endosome
Cellular component (GO): postsynaptic membrane; postsynaptic density; adherens junction
Molecular function (GO): protein binding
Source: RefSeq, a predicted model, not a curated record
GAAGCAGAGUUUGUUGUGGGCGACAGCGAGAUUUUAACACCUAAUUAACGAGAUUUAAAAAAACUAACUAUAAUUUAGCGAAUCAGAGUCAAACAAAACAUCGGCAGACAUGGCGAAAAUGGCAUUUCAGCACCAGGCCGGCACGGCGAUGGAGUGUUUGAGUAUUCCCAUCACGCUGCACAAGGAGAAGGACUACGACCAGGAGGGACGCGAGAUUCUCAAGUGCGGCUUCAAGAUCGGCGGGGGAAUCGACCAGGACUACAAGAAGAGUCCCCAAGGAUACACGGAUUAUGGCAUCUAUGUGACCGAAGUUCACGAGGGCAGUCCCGCCGCUCGAGCCGGUCUGCGGAUCCACGACAAGAUCCUCCAGUGCAAUGGCUACGACUUCACCAUGGUCACGCACAAAAAGGCCGUGAGCUACAUCCGGAAAAACCCCAUACUCAACAUGCUGGUGGCCCGCAAGGGCGUGACCUCCACAUAAGUGGUCCCCGGAGCAGGGUCUCCACUGACUCCAGCAGUAUUGAAGCGGCAUUUAAACUAACCCUCCACCGCCUCUCCUGGCCAAGGAUCUCUUUGCCCUUGCAACCUAUCCGACUACUUAGAUAUACCUUAUUAUAUAUAUAUAUAUUCAUAACUUAUGCAUAUCGCACACACAUGUAGCCAGCCGUAAAUGUAGCACCUAUAGUAUUGCUUCUUGUUGACUUCGAUUUCGGUUUCCCUGCCUUCCCCAUCACUUGUUGAACGAAUCGCCAAGCUCCCGAGCAUAGAACAGAUUGCCAAAUACCGAUAUAAACAAACAGUUCCGCAGACAUCAGACUCGAAUAUAAACAAUUUUGUACUUUUAUAUGUGCAGACCAUUCCAAAAAGCAAACCGAAGCAAAUGACGAACGCAGAGUUGUUGAAACAAACAUACAUUCAUAGUACAUACUUGUGAUAAAUGACUUUAACUGUGCAGAUAUGUGCGAAGAAAGCGCAUCACCUAAGUUUUAUAAAUUGAGUUUUUAAUGUUAAAUUGCAUUUGAAUAAAUGUUUGCUAAAUAAAUGUGCGAAAUAUAUUAUAUUAAA